AUGAAUGAUGCGAUUAUCGCUGUGUACGAGACUGAUGUGAAUGCGAAGACGACUCAUUUGGAGAUCGAGCCAUUCACCCUUCUAGGAGUUUGUGCCGGUCUUAUACCAUAUCCUCAUCACAACCAAUCGCCCAGAAACACUUAUCAGUGUGCUAUGGGUAAACAGGGUGGGUUUUUCUUUCGCUCAAGCCGAGCUGUGGGCUUUGGAUCGAGUUCCGAUGAAAUUUAA
Cooperia oncophora is the source of this 228-nucleotide messenger RNA. The record is from the annotation of a GenBank genome assembly. Lineage: Eukaryota; Metazoa; Nematoda; Chromadorea; Rhabditida; Trichostrongylidae.